AUGGCUAAUACUUCUGGUCUGACGGCCGAGCAGGUCGCCUCGUUUAAUGAAAAUGGCUUCCUAUUGAUCCCUGGCUUCUUGUCCAAAUCGCAAGUCACCUCCCUACUUGACACCGCAAACAAUCUUCUUGAUAACUUCGACAUCGCCACCCACCCUCUCACCCGUUUCACUACCGGAGAUGAUCCUUUAUCGAAAUCCCAGCAUGUUGGGGACGAGUACUUCCUUACCUCCAACGACAAGAUCCGUUUCUUCUUUGAGCCCGGCGCAUUCUCCGCCUCCGACCCCUCCAAGCUCCUACACGCUAAAAACCGAUCUAUAAAUAAGAUAGGCCACUCAAUACAUUCUCUCUCUCAGCCUUUCUCAGACGCAACACAUACUGGGCCUGUGGGGGUGCAAAAUGCAGCAAUAGCAAAAGCAUUGGGUUUCCGUGACCCCCGUGUACUGCAGAGCAUGGUCAUAUGCAAGCAACCUGGUAUCGGCGCUCCGGUGCCUAUGCAUAAGGAUUCCGAGUUUCUGUACACUGAUCCGCCCUCUGCCGUUGGAUGGUGGAUUGCCUUGCAAGAUGCUGGGGCAGAGAAUGGGACACUUGGAUUCUGGAAGGGCAGCCACAAGACCGGCAGGGUUAGGAGGAGGUUUGUCAGGACUACGCCUUAUCAGGCGGGCUCAGAUAAUGCGGGAGGAACAGAAUUUGUGGAAUGGAAUGGGCCGAAUCUACCUGCAGGUAUUGACGAGGAAAGUAAGGGGAAGGAAGAUUACGAGCCUGAUGAGAAGGACUAUGAGUUAGUAGAGAUCAAGGCGGGUUCGUUGGUGCUGAUCCACGGCAAUGUGCUGCAUAAGAGCGAGAAUAACCCGAGUGACAAAUCGAGGUUUGCAUAUGCUUUUCAUGUUAUUGAGGGAACAGAAGGGUGGAAGUAUGAUGAUAGAAAUUGGCUACAGCCUCCAGAGGGAGGCUUUACAAGACUGUUUGGUCAGGACUGA
Microsporum canis CBS 113480 is the source of this 978-nucleotide messenger RNA. Its product is annotated as phytanoyl-CoA dioxygenase family protein. Lineage: Eukaryota; Fungi; Ascomycota; Eurotiomycetes; Onygenales; Arthrodermataceae. The transcript has a single exon. Bases 1 to 978 code for a protein of 325 amino acids. The record is from RefSeq and is a predicted model, not a curated record.